This is a messenger RNA of Hemiscyllium ocellatum (epaulette shark), 2423 nucleotides long. It is a transcript of the gene gars1, whose product is annotated as glycyl-tRNA synthetase 1. Gene Ontology annotation, biological process: mitochondrial glycyl-tRNA aminoacylation. Bases 16 to 2229 code for a protein of 737 amino acids. The record is from RefSeq and is a predicted model, not a curated record. Gene Ontology annotation, molecular function: ATP binding; glycine-tRNA ligase activity. Gene Ontology annotation, cellular component: cytoplasm; mitochondrion. The transcript has 17 exons. NCBI's taxonomy places the organism in Eukaryota, Metazoa, Chordata, Chondrichthyes, Orectolobiformes, Hemiscylliidae.
CUUCUGCCUCCUCUCAUGCUCUGCCGCUUGGCCGCCCGGAGCGGGUCAAUCGUUGCUGCCGCGGCCGGGUCGCUGUCGCUGUCCCCCGGGGCGUGGUGCUGCACUCGGUCGGUGUGCGUGUCAGCGCCGGGUCUCCAGAAGCAGAAGCCGCUGUGGCAGCGCGUGUCCCGCGUGAUGGAGGGAGACGCGGGCCGUGGGGAGCAGGUUCUGGCGCCGCUCAGGCUGGCGGUGCGGGAGCAGGGUGAACUUGUUCGGAAACUUAAAGCAGAGAAUUUUCCACAGGUGGAUGUCGAUAAAGCUGUGGCCGAGCUUAAAGCUCGGAAAAGGAUCCUGGAGGCUAAGGAGCUGGCUCUGCAGCCAAAGGAUGACCUAGUUGACCGAACAAAAAUGGAGGAUACCCUAAAGAGGAGGUUUUUCUAUGAUCAGGCUUUUGCGAUAUAUGGAGGUGUGAGUGGCCUGUAUGACUUUGGUCCUGUCGGCUGUGCUCUGAAGAACAACAUCCUGCAGAUCUGGCGGCAGCAUUUCAUUCAGGAGGAGCAGAUUCUGGAGAUUGACUGCACGAUGCUGACUCCUGAACCAGUCCUGAAAACAUCUGGACAUGUGGAUAAGUUUGCUGACUACAUGGUGAAGGAUGUGAAGAAUGGGGAAUGUUUCCGUGCUGAUCAUCUGUUGAAAGCUCACCUGCAGAAACUGAUGUCCGAUAAGAAGUGCUCAGCAGAGAAGAAAGCCGAGAUGGAAAAUGUCAUCACUCAGCUGGAUAAUUACAGCCAGCAGGAGUUAACGGAGCUCUUUGUGAAAUAUAACGUCAAGUCUCCAGUCACGGGGAACGAUUUGUCUCCACCUGUCUCCUUCAAUCUGAUGUUCCAGACAUCCAUUGGCCCAGGAGGGAACAUGCCAGGGUACCUCAGACCAGAAACAGCCCAGGGAAUCUUCCUGAACUUUAAACGGCUGCUGGAGUUUAACCAGGGAAAGCUUCCCUUUGCUGCUGCACAGAUAGGAAAUUCAUUUCGGAAUGAGAUUUCCCCACGAUCAGGGCUCAUCCGUGUCAGAGAAUUCACGAUGGCAGAAAUUGAGCAUUUUGUGGAUCCCAAUGAGAAGACCCACCCUAAGUUCGAAGCUGUGGCAGAUUUACAGAUCCUGCUGUACUCCAGCCAAGCUCAGACUAGCGGGCAGUCAGCACGGACUAUGCGGCUCGGCGAUGCUGUUGAACAGCGCAUCAUCAAUAACUCAGUGCUGGGUUACUUCAUUGGGCGGAUUUACCUCUUCCUGCUGAAGGUGGGUGUGUCGGCUGGGAAGCUGCGUUUCCGGCAGCACAUGGACAAUGAGAUGGCGCACUACGCCUGUGACUGCUGGGAUGCUGAGGCCAAAACCUCUUACGGCUGGAUCGAGAUAGUUGGCUGUGCUGAUCGAUCCUGCUAUGAUCUCGCCUGUCAUGCCAGAGCCACCAAAGUGCCCCUAGUGGCUGAAAAGGCUUUGAAGGAGCCUAUAUCCGUCAACAUUGUUCAGUUUGAACCAAACAAGGGAGCUAUCGGCAAAGAAUUCAAGAAGGAAGCCAAGAUUGUGAUGGAGUUCUUAAAUAUCUGUGAUGAGUGUUAUAUUGAGGAUAGGGAGAAGGAGCUGAAUGAAAAAGGGGAGUUCACUUUUACUUCAGAAGGGAAAAGCUUUACUCUGAACAAGAGCAUGGUUGGAGUGAAGAGGUUUCAGAAAACUUUACAUGUGGAGGAAAUCACUCCCAGUGUGAUUGAACCGUCCUUUGGCAUCGGAAGAAUUAUGUACUCGGUGUUUGAGCACACCUUUCAUGUCAGAGAAGGGGAUGAGCAGAGAACGUUCUUCAGCUUUCCGGCUACGGUGGCUCCCUAUAAAUGUUCUGUUCUGCCCCUCAGUCAGAACCAGGAGUUUGCUCCAUUUGUGAAAAAGCUUGCUGAAGAACUCACCAAACAUGGUGUUUCUCACAAAGUGGAUGACUCAUCCGGCUCCAUCGGGAGACGGUAUGCUAGGACAGAUGAGAUUGGUGUGGCCUUUGGCAUAACCAUCGACUUUGACACGGUGAACAAGGUGCCCCACACAGCCACUCUGAGGGACCGUGACUCGAUGCGGCAGAUCCGAGCUGAGAUUUCAGAACUGCCUCAAGUUGUCAGAGAUUUAGCCAAUGGUUCCUUGACCUGGGCUGAUAUCGAGGCCAAGUACCCUUUGUUCGAAGGGCAGGAAACAAGUAAGAAGGAAAUUUGAAAAGCAUGUCGCUUCUCCAUUAUAUCUCCUGCCGUCCUCUGAGGAACCCAGACACUGAGCUGUGUUCUGUACAUUGGUAAUACAGGUUUGACUGAACCAGUGACUGUUAUACCUGUGGAAGGCCCUUCUCUCACUACAGGAUUAUGGAAGAAUUCAAUGAGAUUCUGUGCAAUAAAACCUGAUGGUGAACUGGU